AUAGCCAUGGGCAAAUCCACCGUUUGCGACUGGCUGCGGGAGCUUGGGGUGCCAGUGCUAGACUCGGACCAGGUGGUGCACCAGCUGUACAACGGCGGCACAGCGGUGGCACCCGUGGAGGCGGCAUUCCCGGGUGUUGCCAUAGAUGGAGCCAUCAGCCGCCCCGAGCUGAGCAAGCGGGUGGUGGGGGACCCCGAGGCGCUGCGCCGCCUGGAGGCGCUGGUCCACCCGCUGGUGGCGGCCGAGAAGCGGCGCUGGCUGGCGGCGCAGGCGGCGGCGGGGCAGGCGCUGGUGGUGCUGGACGUCCCGCUGCUGUUUGAGACGGGGGCGGAGGCGCAGUGUGAUGCUGUGGCUGUGGUCAGCGCGCCGGCGGAGCAGCAGCGGCAGCGGGCGCUGGCGCGGCCGGGGAUGAGCGAGGAGAAGCUGGGGGCCAUGCUGCAGCGCCAGGUGGCGGACGCGGAGAAGCGGCGGCGACUUUGUCAUAGACACGGUGAGAGGGGGUGGGCUGUAGGGGAGGGGCAGGUGUGA
Molecule: messenger RNA, 528 nt
Organism: Chlorella variabilis
Lineage: Eukaryota; Viridiplantae; Chlorophyta; Trebouxiophyceae; Chlorellales; Chlorellaceae
Exons: 3
Biological process (GO): coenzyme A biosynthetic process
Molecular function (GO): ATP binding; dephospho-CoA kinase activity
Source: RefSeq, a predicted model, not a curated record